Ictalurus furcatus (blue catfish) is the source of this 2109-nucleotide messenger RNA. It is a transcript of the gene lactb, whose product is annotated as lactamase, beta. The record is from RefSeq and is a predicted model, not a curated record. The coding region runs from base 121 to 1761 and encodes 546 amino acids. Lineage: Eukaryota; Metazoa; Chordata; Actinopteri; Siluriformes; Ictaluridae. The transcript is spliced from 6 exons.
UUCGGAUAUAUUUAUUGUCGCCAGCUUCACGUAUCCUGAGUUGUCCGUGGUGAAUGGUUAUGUUUACACACCUGUAAACAGAGUGUAACGUUCACGGUUUGUUUUUGUCCUGGCUUGGCGAUGUCCCGGCUGUUAAGUUUGUCCCCGGCUGUUAUUUUCCCCCAGUGUAAAUACUGUCCUCGGAACAGCGGCUCUCUGUCCUCCUGGUCUGCAGCUGGUUUAAAGCAGGAGAGUCAGCUGCAAGCCGGGAGAGCGACACCGAGGAGGACCCUGAUUCUAACCCGGACGGGGGUUCACUCUAAUAACGGUGGAAAACGACGCUUUUGGGCACUAGGCAUCGGGACAGGGUUUCUGUUAGCUCUAGGGCUGAAAUAUCACGUGUAUAGUCGUGAGCGAUGUGAGUGUGAGUGUGAGAAAACAGUCAAAUCUGACAGUAGCUCAAAAUACAGAGCGGCCAUAGAAAUCAGCCGCGACCUCCUUCAGCGGAUAAAGGUACAGGAUGAAGUUGGAGCUCCUGGCAUGGUCAUUGGAGUUUCUGUAGAUGGCACUCAAGUGUGGGGUGAUGGCAUAGGGUAUGCUGAUUUGGAGAACAGAGUACCUUGUGGUGUGGGCACUGUGAUGAGGAUUGCCAGCAUCAGUAAAUCUCUGACUGCAACUGCUGUUGCUCGAGUGUGGGAAGAUGGCAGACUCGAUCUAGAUGCUCCCGUCCAGAAAUACGUGCCUGAAUUCCCUGAAAAACAGUUUGAAGGAAAGGAUGUCGUGAUAACCCCACGAUUGCUGCUGUCUCACCUGAGUGGUAUCCGUCACUAUGAAAAAGACCCCAAGAAAGUGAGAGAAGACAAAGAGAAAGCAAAACGUCUACUGAAGCCUCCGGAGAAAAAAGAAGAAAAAAGUUCUGGUGAGAGUGAAGGAAAACCCACACUGCAGGACAACAGAAUGAAAAGCAAAGAUGCAAAGCAUGGUAAAAAGAAGAAAGAGUUUGAACAGGAGGAGUACUACCUCAAAGAUAGCUUCGAGGGUGUUAUCCAGGCCUUGGACCUGUUCAAGGAUGAUCCACUUAUUUUCGAGCCAGGCACUACAUUCUUAUACUCGACUCAUGCAUUCACCCUGCUGAGUGCUGUGCUGGAGAGAGCAGCAGGUCUGCGUUUCCUGGACCUCAUGAUGAACAUGUUCCGUGAAUUAGGCAUGCUCAACACUGUGCCAGACGAGAAUGACCCCAUUAUCUACAACCGAUCCAGGUAUUACCAUUACAAUAAAAAGGGACGCAUUGUGAACUGCCCCUAUGUUGACAACUCUUAUAAGUGGGCUGGAGGAGGCUUUCUGUCCACAGUUAGUGAUCUGCUGCUUUUUGGUAAUGCCAUGCUCUACAGUUAUCAGGUAGUGGACAUGACUGACACGAGCGGCCUCCUGCCAGGCUUCCUCAAACCCAACACGGCUAAAGCUCUGUGGGCUCCUGUGGAUAAAACCAAAGCUUCAUGGGAUAAAGAUGGUCGCUAUGCUCAGGGCUGGCUGGUGGUGGAGAAGCUGCAGAAGUAUGGGCAGUGUCGCAUGCGCAGGCACUAUGUCUCACACACAGGAGGCGCUGUAGGGGCGAGUAGCGUGUUAUUGGUGUUACCCAGUGAGAGUCUAAAGGCUCCAGGACAGACAGGGACUCCUCCUCAGGGGGUUGUAGUGGCCAUCAUGACAAAUAUGCAGUCUGUAGGACUCAAUACCACCGCACUGAAGAUUGCAUAUGAGUUUGAGAAGGUCAGAGACCGCUAAAGUGGGAGUAGUACAUGUCAGGGUAUGAUUGUAAGUGAUUCAUUUGUAUCUUUUAUAGAUUUCAUAUCAUAAUGCUGCCCUGUGUACUUUGUUUACAGUGUUAAAAGAUGAACGAGUGUACACUAAGUGUAGAGUGUAAAUCACACGUCGCCAUUUCUUUGUAUUGUGAGACUGAUUUUAAUCUUUUUUUUUUAUAUAAGAACUGUGUAUUGUAUACAUACAUGACUGCAAAAUUUGACUGACUUUUUUUGUUCUGUACUGUUUUAAAAAAAAUAAUAAUUAAUUUUGGUAAGAAAAUGUAACAUUUAUACUAUGGUAUAUGAUAAAUGAGGUCAUAAAUUUCAUCUA